This is a messenger RNA of Torulaspora globosa, 1044 nucleotides long. RefSeq lists its product as uncharacterized. NCBI's taxonomy places the organism in Eukaryota, Fungi, Ascomycota, Saccharomycetes, Saccharomycetales, Saccharomycetaceae. The coding region runs from base 1 to 1044 and encodes 347 amino acids. The record is from RefSeq and is a predicted model, not a curated record. The transcript has a single exon. Gene Ontology annotation, biological process: regulation of cell cycle. Gene Ontology annotation, cellular component: nucleus.
AUGAGCGAAGAGGUUAUUGACCAGCAGAAGGUGACGGAGUUGGUUGCUUCGAUUCGGGAUCAAUUCGUACUGCCUUAUAGGGAUGCUGCUGCUUUGAAAGAGAUUAAAUCUUCCACGAGCUUUAAGGACUCGGAUCCACUGACAGAGAUCGGUAAGUUAUCUCAGAUAAUCAAGGCUCAUUCUACCAAGAUCGGUAUCAUUUGCCAACCUUCCAAGUUCUUCGGCAACUAUCCGGCAGUUUUUAAAGAGUUCCAGAGCUUUGCCAAUGCGCUUUUCUAUCUGCUAAGUGUGCUGCCUUUGAUUCACGAUGGAGACAUGUGGGCUAUGUACUUGGUCCAGAAGCUGGAUUCUACAGUUAUCAAUCUACUGAAUGGUGUGUCACAGCUGUGCGAUGGGAUCGACAAAAUGAUUAAUGAGGGCAAAGGCGAUGACGAAGAUAGGCUUGCGUGCAUCGGAAUCCUGUGGACCGCUUGCGAAUCACUUGAAGAGAUCGCAAAGAAGGGCAAUUUUCAAUUGCUGGCUGAUAAUAUUCGCAACAGUUGUGGUUUAGUCGACGACGUCCUCCAGGACGUCGACUCGUGGUUGCAAGAUCCACAUUUCGGCGCUGACUUACUGAUAGAUGACGACUUCAGUGACAAUGAAGAUAGGGAAUCAGAUAAAGAGGGCUCUGAUGAUGAGGUAGCAUUGGAAAAGAUGGCAGAAUUCUUGAAGCUUUGGCAGACCAGGCUGAAGAUGAUCAAACUACUUUUAUCGUCAUUCGCCAAGUCAAUGGCCACCAAUGUCUACAAUGCAAAAAAUACAAAAGCUUCUAUCCUAGACAAGUUGAACGCGCUGCAGUCGUUGAUCGUCGAGCAGUUAGACGAGCUUUUCUCUGAUAUAUUCCUUUCUGACGCUUCGUUCUCGGAGGAUGAUUUCGCCAGCAGCGUGAGUUCAUUGAAUGAUAGUUUGCGUCAUAUGGUCAAGGUAAUCACAAAGCUAAACACUUCCGAUGCGAAGAAGUUGAAAUGGAUACAAGUUUGGGAAACGAAAUAUUUCCCGAAUUAA